This is a messenger RNA of Manis pentadactyla (Chinese pangolin), 6421 nucleotides long. RefSeq names its product zinc finger protein 606. Gene Ontology annotation, molecular function: RNA polymerase II transcription regulatory region sequence-specific DNA binding; DNA-binding transcription factor activity, RNA polymerase II-specific. Gene Ontology annotation, biological process: regulation of transcription by RNA polymerase II. The record is from RefSeq and is a predicted model, not a curated record. Gene Ontology annotation, cellular component: nucleus. The coding region runs from base 1675 to 4059 and encodes 794 amino acids. NCBI's taxonomy places the organism in Eukaryota, Metazoa, Chordata, Mammalia, Pholidota, Manidae. The transcript has 7 exons.
CGAGGAAGCCCUGGGCAAAGGUCACCCCAAGCCCGGGCGAGACGGAAGCCGUGAGGGGGCCCCGAAGGCGCGUCCGUAGGCUCUGCCGCGGGGCUUCCAGGGUCAGCCGGGCCCGAGGGCUGGGGUCCUGGCCCAGGGGCCCUCUCCGUGGUGGCUGAGGGGCUUUUUCGUGAUCCCUGUCCAUGCGCUUGGGUAGUGGUUUGAACGGCAGCCGCCGAGGCAGGACUUUGGUUAUUAUGACUGCAUUCCUCAGAGCCGCUCAGUAAAUGUUGAUUCAAGGAAAAAUCACAAUAGGUCCGUGAUAAUUUACGCUCCCAUAAAACGUCGCCAUCUGGGGAGAGAUUUGGGAACAAUCCGUGAUGCUCUAAGCAGUAGAGCUUCGUAUGCAGGAAGCUCAAAAUGAGGUUCUUUAUCUGAAAGGGGUAUCAGAACGCCCACUUCCUAACCGUCUUCUAAACAGUAAGGAUCCCUCGGACCCGCGCCUGGGACGCAGAAAGCGCUCGGGCUUCGUCGGAUCCCCACCGCUGAGCGCGGCCACCGGGAGACACCGCUCCACAGGCCCGCCAGCCGAGGCUCGCGGGGCCGUGGCCGACUCGGAUCCGUUGGGGUGCGCGGCCGCGGCGGCGUUUCCGGCCCCGGCGGAAGCUCACGGCUACGGACUACAACCCCCAGCAGCCCGCGGGGCGCGCCCUGGACGGCGCCGGGGGAGCGGCCGCCAUUGUCCGCGGCUGAGGUGAGGCGAUCGCCCGGCCGGCGGGCCCCCCGCUGCCGCCGCAGCCGCGCGUCGGGAGAACCACCGGGGAGACGCGGCGCCCGACGGGGACUCGCCUGCCCUUUCCGCGCCGGCCGCGCAGCCCCGUUCCCUCGGCCUUCGGACCCUCCUGCCGCUCUCCGCCGGGCUCGCGCCGCGCUGGGCCGGCUGGGCGGGGGCCCCCGUGGAUCCUGCUCGUCGGGACUCGUGCCGGCUCGCGGCCUCCGGCCCAGCGGGCCUUUGUCCCCAGGUGGCGCGCGGGGAUCCCGGCUGAACGACCCGGAGCCUGCUGGUGGCCUGCAGGGAGCGGCGGGUAUCGGCGCGCAGGGUGCGAGGCCGGGAGCCGCGAACCAGGUGAGGCUGGCCGCUCGCUCCGCGGGCUCCUGAGCACCGCAUCCGCCUGGGGCGUUGCGGGAAACCUGGGCGGGACGCCAGGCCGCAGAUGAGGAUGCUUUCGAGGCCGUUCAUGUAAAUAAGCCCCGUUUCGUUCUCCGGCGGGCGUUUCUCGUCCGAGCGCUUCCGCUUACGGCGCUGAAGGAAGUCACACAAACGGGCUGGGAACACCCCGGGUUCCUGUGAAGCAGUGACUGGAGGACUUCGUCAAGUCACAAACAACGGUGCAGAAUAGCUUGCCUGCUUGCAGCCUUGGCACGGAUCCCGGUGCCCCUGGGGCCCAGUGGGCGUCCUGGUGCCGCACACACACUCGCAGGAAUCCGCAGAGCCCUGCCGGUCGGCGUUGGUACCCUCAGUGGUCGCAGGACUGGCACAAAGACCGGAGCCCAGGCAGCUGGUGGUCGGCCUGCGCAGCAGGAGACGAGCAGGCGUGGGCCUGGUAGAUCCUGCAGGUUGGCAUUGCUGUUUCUUUCUGUAUAUCAACCGAAUCCAGUGCUCCAGGCAGGCACCUGGUGGAUUAAUAUUGCGGAAUGGCAGCCAUCAAUCCGUGGGCCUCCUGGGGUGUCCUUUCGGACCCGUCAUGGGGGAUCGUGGCUGUUGACCCGUGGGCCUCCUGGGCCCUGUGUCCUCAGGACCCUGCUCGGCGUGUGGAGGACCCCGAGGAGCCAAGGAGGGUCGCUGGGCCCCCAGCAGCCCUGGUCCAGGAACCAGUGACCUUCAAGGAUGUGGCCGUGGACUUCACCCAGGAGGAGUGGGGGCAGUUGGACCCGAUUCAGAGGACGCUGUACCGUGACGUGAUGCUGGAGACCUUUGGGCACCUGUUGUCUGUGGGGAAUCAGAUCGCCAAGCCCGAGGUUAUCUCCCUGUUGGAGCAAGGAGAAAAGCCGUGGUCAGUGGAGCGAGCAUUUCCUCAAAACCCUUGUCCAGAAUGGAUGAGAAAUCUUGAAGGCAAAACACUGAUCCCAGCACAGAGCAUUUUUGAGGAAGAACAAUCCCAUAGCAUGAAGUUGAAAAGAUACAUAUGGGAUGAUCCUUGGUUCUCCAGGUUAGAAGUUUUGGGAUGCAAAGACCAGUUAGAAAUGUACCACAUGAACCAGAGUACAGCUAUGAGGCAAAUGGUCUUCAUGCAAAAGCAAGUACUAUCUCAGAGAAGCUCUGAAUUCUGUGAACUUGGGGCACAAUGUAGCCAGAGCUUAACUUUUGUUCCAACUCAGAGAGUUUCUCAAGUAGAACAUUCCUAUAAGCCAGAUGCAAAUGCUGAAAGUUGGAGAUGUAACUCAGCCAUAAUGUAUGCAGAUAAGAUUACCUGUGAAAAUAAUGAUUAUGACAAAGCCUUCUACCAGUCCAUACAGCCUGUUCAUCCUGAAAGGAUACAACCUGGAGAUAAUCUUUUCAAAUGUACUGAUACUGUUAAAUCUUUCAAUCAUAUACUACAUAUUGGUGAUCAUAAGGGAAUACAUACAGGAGAAAAAGUCUAUGAAUAUGAGGAAUGUCAUCAAAUCUUUAACCAGAGCCCAUCAUUUAAUGAACAUCCAAGACUUCAUAUUGGAGAAAAACAGUAUGAUUACAAAGAAUAUGAGAAUAUCUUUUACUUCUCAUCCUUUAUGGAACAUCAGAAAAUUGGUACUGUAGAGAAAGCAUAUAAAUACAAUGAAUGGGAGAAAGUCUUUGGGUAUGACUCAUUCCUCACUCAACAUACAGGCACUUACACUGCAGAGAAACCCUUUGAAUAUAAUGAAUGUGGGACAUCUUUCAUUUGGAGUUCUUACCUUAUCCAACAUAAGAAAACUCAUACUGGAGAGAAACCCUAUGAAUGUGAUAAAUGUGGAAAAGUUUUUAGGAAUCGUUCAGCCCUUACUAAACAUGAACGCACUCACACUGGAAUAAAACCCUAUGAAUGUAAUAAAUGUGGAAAAGCCUUCAGCUGGAAUUCUCAUCUUAUUGUACAUAAGAGAGUACAUACAGGGGAGAAACCUUAUGUAUGUAAUGAAUGUGGGAAAUCUUUCAACUGGAACUCCCAUCUAAUUGGGCAUCAGAGAACUCAUACUGGGGAGAAACCUUUUGAAUGCACUGAAUGUGGGAAAUCGUUCAGCUGGAGCUCCCAUCUUAUUGCCCAUAUGAGAAUGCAUACUGGAGAGAAGCCCUUUAAAUGUGAUGAAUGUGAAAAAGCUUUUAGAGAUUACUCAGCCCUUAGUAAACAUGAAAGAACUCACUCUGGAGCAAAACCAUAUAAAUGUACUGAAUGUGGAAAAUCCUUCAGCUGGAGCUCUCAUCUAAUUGCUCAUCAGAGAACUCACACAGGAGAGAAACCCUAUAACUGUCAGGAAUGUGGCAAAGCAUUCAGGGAACGCUCAGCCCUUACUAAACAUGAAAUAAUUCAUUCUGGAAUUAAGCCCUAUGAAUGUAAUAAAUGUGGAAAAUCCUGCAGUCAGAUGGCUCAUCUUGUUAGACAUCAAAGGACUCAUACUGGAGAAAAGCCUUACGAAUGCAAUAAGUGUGGGAAAUCCUUCAGCCAGAGCUGUCAUCUUGUUGCUCAUCGGAGAAUUCACACUGGUGAGAAACCCUAUAAAUGUAAUCAAUGUGAAAGAUCCUUUAACUGUAGCUCUCACCUUAUUGCACACCGGAGAACUCAUACUGGAGAGAAACCAUAUAGAUGUAAUGAAUGUGGGAAAGCAUUUAAUGAGAGUUCUUCCCUUAUUGUACAUCUGAGAAACCAUACUGGAGAAAAACCCUACAAAUGUAACCAUUGUGAGAAAGCUUUCUGUAAGAACUCUUCUCUUAUUAUUCAUCAGAGAAUGCAUAGUGGAGAGAAACGCUUUAUAUGCAGUGACUGUGGGAAAGCCUUUAGUGGUCACUCGGCCCUACUUCAACACCAGAAAAACCAUAAUGAAGAGAAACUCUGUGGAUUGAAUUGAUAAAGAGAUUUUUCUUUUAUCAUACAUUUGGUGCCACAUUGAAAAAAAAAACCUGUAAGUAAUCAAGAGGGGAAGUUUUUAGUAAGAGUUAAGGAAGACUUCUCUUAUUCAAUAGAAAGUAUCUCUUAGAAGAAACCUAUAGAUGAAAAGAAUAGGGAGAAGCUUUCAGCAGCUGUGUAGCCCUUAUUUGACAUCAGAUAAUUACAGAUAAUUUGAAAAAAACUCCAAACUACCCUUCUGGUUCACUAGGAAUCCUACUGAAGAAAAUGAACAUAGGGAAUGAGACAUCUUUUAGUAAGAAAUCUCAACUAUUUGUGGAUCACAGUACAUUGUUAAGGGAAAAAACCCAUUGUUCUGGGAAAAGUGUUUCAACUGGAAACAUAAUGUUUUGCAUCAAGCCAGGAGUGUUGGAUGGGAAGCUUUAAAAUAUCAUUUUUGUGCAUAAUUAUGGAAAUACAAAUUUUUUUAUAAGGGGAGAGGGUCUGGGUGCCCUUUAAGGAAUAGAAUAUGGAAUACUAAAUCUGAAUUUAAGAAAAAAAGUAUUCAAUGAGAUAUUUACUGUUUAUCAAGAUUAACCUUAGAAAAGAUUAGUAAAUGAAAUUAAUAAUGGAAAGUCAUUACCUAGCAGUAUGAGACUGAUGUUGGAACAAAAGGUGAUACUUUAUAACACAGUAUGUCAGUGUCCUUGGUUUAUUUAUUAUUGCAUUGUUGAACAGUUUGUAAAUUGUUUUAGGCAGUCACUGUAAGUUCUAAUUAUGGAGUCCGCAUCAGUAUACAUAAUAUUAAGGAAUAAAAAAGGACAGUAUUGUUUGUGUAUAUAUAUGUGUGUGUGUGUGUGUAUAUAUAUAUAUAUAUAUAUAUAUACACAUAUACACACACAGCUCCUAUAACAUCUAAAAAUGGGAAAGGACUGGAAAGACCAAUGGAGAAAUUUAACCUAAUUUAAGAUUUUUUGUUUUACAGAUAUGCAGCACUUAACCACAUGCUAGGCUUUGUUUAAAAUGCGUUUCAAAUACUGUUCAAUUCCCUUAAGAGAUAGCUACUAUUAUUAUCCAGUUUUACAAAUGGAGAAACUGAGGCACAGAUGUUGGAAAACCUAAAGACACACUGCUAGUAAGGAAUGAUUUGGCUCCAGAGUUCAUGUUUUUAACCACUAUGUUAUGUUGCCUCUCCAGUGAUUUUUUUCCCUAUUUUUCUUUUGUUCAGUGUUGCUAACAUAGACAUUUAAUGAAAAUCAAGAAAUUCCUAAACAAUGAGAGAGAAAGUUAUCUGGCUCUCUGUCUUGAAGGACUUCUGGUAACGUGAGAGCUAAACUCCCGUUGAAAUAGGAAGUCUGGAUUGGAUAUUCAGAAUCACUGCAUUUUCUGGGACCUGGGUCCCCGAGAGGAUUUACAGCAGAGUAGGUAGGGGCUGAAGGACUCACUAAAGGUUUGGGCAAGUCUCAGAAAUACCCCUUGAUGGGUUUAGAGGGCAAGAGACACCACCACGCAUGGGAGCACCAUUUCUCAAGGUCUCUCUUGGAUUCAGUGUCUGUACUUUGUCUUCUCUAGAUGAAAAGGUUGCUUGAUAAUAGGGAAGAUUUGGAAGGGAAGGAAGCCAACCAAUCUGUCACAUAGAGUGAAGUCUCCAUGUGCUUAUAGGGGUGAGCGGGCAAGAUGAACAGGAGGAACUGGGCAGCUUCUCUCCAUAAAUAUUUCUUAUAUUUCCCUAAAAUAGGCUGUAAUUAGGGGCUAAUAGUCCAUCUCGGAUGGGCUUCAAGAGUAUGAGAAAUCCAGUAUACAAAGGUUCAUUUAAUUCUCCAGGGACCCAUGACUCCCCAGGAGUGGAGAACCACAGCCUGCUAGGGUAAUGGGGAGGUGGUGUACACCAGCCGACUCCUGUAGUGGAGCUUUCACAUAGAAGCGUGACGUCCAGUUCCCUACCUUCCAGGGCUUAAUGCAUAGUGGUUGCCCAGUAAAUGUUGCAGGAGUAAAAGUAAUUGAAUGGGUUUCUUAUGUGAUUCGUGCAAAAACCCUGGAGAGAAUAGAGUCAGCGUUAUCUUUGUGAGAGAAAGCAACCUAAUGUGUCAAGAGUCAUGCUGCCAGUAUAUUGGAAUAAUAUUCUAAUACCUGAAGUAACACAUUUUGGGCAAAUCCAGAUUCUUUGCUUUUGGGUGCUCCAAAGGACUUCAUAAGUCACACAAAAUAUUCUGCAAGCAAUAGUGACUCUCUGGCAUCUUACUACACUGAUGGACAGUGACUGCAGUGGGGUAUGGGGGGGACUUGAUAAUGUGGGUGAAUGUAGUAACCACAUUGUUUUUCAUGUGAAACCUUCAUAAGAGUGCAAAUCAAUAAUAUCUUAAUAAAAAAAAGUUCUGCAAGCA